Nylanderia fulva is the source of this 2239-nucleotide messenger RNA. RefSeq names its product Na[+]-dependent inorganic phosphate cotransporter (gene NaPi-T). Gene Ontology annotation, cellular component: membrane. Gene Ontology annotation, biological process: monoatomic anion transport; transmembrane transport. Lineage: Eukaryota; Metazoa; Arthropoda; Insecta; Hymenoptera; Formicidae. Gene Ontology annotation, molecular function: transmembrane transporter activity. The record is from RefSeq and is a predicted model, not a curated record.
AUAUUUAAUAAGAAAAAUUGAUAUAACACGGAAAUAAAAUUAAUUUCUAUUCUUGACAUCUCUUGUAACGAAUUGCACACCUGAAAUAUUAUUUAUUUAAUUGUAUUGUAAGAAAAUAUUAAAAGUGAUAAAUUUUGUAAUUUACAAGUGAUUAUGAAUUAAACAGCCAAUAUUUUUUAAGACUAGAGAAAAUGGGAAAAAGUAAGGAAUUGUUAACAUGCCGGGAUAUUUUAUGGGUCCUAGUCUUUAUUGGCUUCGCCAUGAAUUAUAUGGUGCGAUUAAACUUAAAUCUUACUAUAGUCGCAAUGGUGGUACCAUAUCCGAAACCUGCAGCGGCUAUACAAUGCAAUGUAGAAAAUAAUACAUUACUCUGGAUCAACGAAACGUCUGAGAAUAAUAACGUAUCUUCCUCUUUCUCGAUUACGACGUCGUCCGAAAAUGUUACGUAUGAAGAUCGAUUCGCUUGGACCGAGUACGAACAGGGAUUGGUGCUGGGUGCCUAUUAUUGGUUGCACUGGUUAUCACAAUUACCUGGUGGUCUCCUAGCUAGGCGAUAUGGCACGAAACUUGUAUUCGGCUUAGCAAAUUUAUUGACAUCUCUCUUAGGAUUUCUCAUUCCUUACGCCGCGUCGAAUCUAUAUGGCUUGAUAAUUCUUCGAAUGGUGCAAGGAUUAAUCACGGGUGUUACAUGGCCCUCGAUGCACAAUAUGACAGCGAAGUGGAUUCCACCGAACGAGAGAAGCAGAUUCGUUAGUGCUUAUCUUGGAAGUUCCGUGGGAGCUGCAAUUACUUAUCCUCUGUGUGCAGCUGUCAGCAGUUUCUUCGGUUGGAGUGCAGCUUUCUAUGUCACGUCUUUGCUAGGUGUAAUGUGGUACUGCUCGUGGCAUUAUUUCGUAUAUGAUUCACCGCAGCAGCAUCCGCGAAUCUCUGAUGAUGAGAAAAAUUACAUCAUGGAAAACAUCGCAAAGUCUGUCGACGACGAAGAGAAAAGGCAGAUACCUUGGAAAUCAAUAAUUCUGUCAAAGCCGAUUUGGAUCACCAUUGCCGCACAUUGGAGCACUGCUUGGGGUUUCUUGACGCUGAUGACACAGGCACCGAGUUAUUUCAACUUCAUUCACGGUUGGAAUAUUAAUGCUACUGGGAUGCUGGCAGGAGCACCGCACUUACUCAGAAUGAUCUUCUCGUACUUAUUUUCCAUCAUGAGCGAUUGGCUGCUACGUACGGAGCGAAUGAGCACGACGAAUGUCAGAAAAUUGGCCACCUUCGUUUGCACCGUUGUUCAAGGUAUCCUCAUCAUGGGCAUCGGAUUUAGUGGAUGUCAUCCAUUAUUCGCGGUCAUCUUCAUGAUGACUGGUACAGGAGUUAAUGGUGCCAUUUCCGCCUCCACGUUGACAAGCCUAGUCGAUCUCAGUCCGAAUUAUGCCAGCAUCCUCCUAGGAUUCGCCAACAUGAUCAUCGCAUGGGCUGGUUUUAUCUCGCCAGCAAUCGUUGGUAUACUAACGAAUAAUAACCAAAGUGUGGGACAAUGGCGUUUGGUCUUCCUGAUUGCUGCUGUCAAUUCGAUAGUAGGUGGUAUCAUAUAUAUAUUGUUUGGAACUUCAAAGGAACAACCAUGGAAUCAGUACGCCAAAUUAAAUUUGAAAGAACAGGAAAUGCAGCAACUGGCCCCGAAAGCCAUAAAAUCCGAUAAUACCACGGAGAAUGUAAAAGAUACUGAAAAAGCAAAUUUUAUCGAAGAAAGAUAAUACAUUUGUAAGAAAUAUUGAAGGAACGGAGAUAAUUUUAAUAUAUAGGUAUAUCAAAAUUACUUCCCAUUCAUAUAUAUAUUGGAACAUGCACGGCAAACGAUAGUUCAAUAAUGAUAGAGCCGCCAAGGACAAUAUGUAUUGAUAAAGAGAAUAUAUAACGAUUGAUCGUAUAUUUAAUAAUUAAUAUUAAUAAUAAUACACAUUCACACACAUAACUUAUUUUUGGAACAUUUUGUCACAAAGAAAUAAAGCAAUGAAAUAUAGUGAUAUUACAAUGUAAAUAAAUGUUAAAUUAUUUAUACGCGCUAAUUGUAAGACAUAUGUUAUGACGUAAGUUAUGACUUAGAUGUGUUUCGACAGAAAACGCAAAAUACGUUUUAUUUAAUUGAACUUAUGUAUAUCGCAUUAUUCCGUCCCCGCACGUGCACAAUAUGUAAAUUGUGGUGCACAAGUUCUAUGUAGUAAAAUAAAAUCGAUGAAUAAAAUAUUAA